Molecule: messenger RNA, 1407 nt
Organism: Myotis davidii
Lineage: Eukaryota; Metazoa; Chordata; Mammalia; Chiroptera; Vespertilionidae
Product: ADAMTS-like protein 3
Exons: 12
Biological process (GO): extracellular matrix organization
Cellular component (GO): extracellular matrix
Molecular function (GO): metalloendopeptidase activity
Source: RefSeq, a predicted model, not a curated record
AUGAAAUGUCAGAUUGAAAGGAAUUGUGAGGGGCAGAAUAUCCGCUACAAGACGUGCAGCAACCAUGACUGCCCGCCGGACGCCGAGGACUUCCGAGCCCAGCAGUGCUCCGCCUACAACGACGUGCAGUACCAGGGCCGCUACUACGAGUGGCUGCCGCGGUACAACGACCCCGCCGCGCCCUGCGCGCUCAAGUGCCACGCGCGCGGCCAGACCCUGGUGGUGGAGCUGGCGCCCAAGGUGCUGGACGGGACGCGUUGCCAUAGCGACUCCCUGGACAUGUGCAUCAGCGGCAUCUGCCAGGCGGUGGGCUGUGACCGGCAGCUGGGGAGUCACGCCAAGGAGGACAACUGCGGGGUGUGCGCGGGCAACGGCUCCACCUGCAGGCUGGUGCGGGGACAGGCCAAGUCACACGUGUCUCCUGAGAAAAGGGAGGAAAACGUGAUCGCGGUGCCCCUGGGCAGUCGGAGUGUGAGAAUCGCGGCGAAAGGCCCUGCGCAUCUCUUUAUCGAGUCCAAAACACUGCAAGGGAGCAGAGGGCAGCACAGCUUUCACAGCCCCGGCGUCUUCGUCGUGGAAAACACGACCGUGGAGUUUCAGAGGGGCCCCGACAGGCAGACCUUCAAGAUUCCGGGGCCCCUGACGGCCGACUUCAUCUUCAAGGCCAGGUUCACGGUGGCCAGGGACAGCGUGGUGCAGUUCUUCUUCUACCAGCCCAUCAGCCACCAGUGGCGGCAGACCGACUUCUUCCCCUGCACCGUGACCUGCGGAGGAGGUGAAGCGCGGGGGCUCCCGGAGACUUGUUCUGUUUCUUAAUGUAGGGUGGUCCCUGACCAUUACUGCCAUUACUACCCCGAGAACGUCAAGCCCAAACCCAAGCUGAAGGAGUGCGGCAUGGACCCCUGCCCCGCCAGCGACGGCUUUAAGGAGAUCAUGCCCUACGACCACUUCCAGCCUCUCCCUCGCUGGGAACAUAACCCGUGGACGGCCUGCUCCGUGUCCUGCGGCGGCGGCACCCAGCGCCGCAGCUUCGUGUGCGUGGAGGAGUCGCUGCAUGGCGAGAUCCUGCAGGUGGAGGAGUGGAAGUGCAUGUACGCGCCCCGGCCCAAGGUCAUGCAGACCUGCAACCUCUUCGACUGCCCCAAGUGGGUGGCCAUGGACUGGUCCCAGUGCACGGUGACCUGCGGCCGGGGGCUGCGCUACCGGGUGGUGCUGUGCAUCAACCAUCGCGGGCAGCACGUGGGCGGCUGCAACCCUCAACUGAAGUUACACAUCAAGGAGGAGUGUGUCAUCCCCGUGCCCUGUUACAAGCCCAAAGAGAAGACCCCGGUGGAGGCAAAGCUGCCUUGGCUGAAGCAAGCCCGGGAGCUGGAGGAGACCCGGGUGGCGACGGAAGAACCAACGUGA